UCUUCCUUCCUUCCUUCCUUCCUUCCUUCCUUCUCUCUCUUCUGUAACCUUCUCUUCCUUUCAUCUCUCUCUCAGCUUCUCUAUUCUGUAUCUGGUUCCCACGGGAGCUACAGAGAUUUUGAUUAGUGUUGUCGUUGUUAACCGACGAUGAAGAAGACUGCGUCGGCGUCAGCCAAGAUUCCGGUGAAAGAUGACUGGGUGAAGACGGCGAUGACAGACGACGAGAUGGUUGUUGAGCUUCUGUUACGGUUAAAACAUGCUGGAACUGAUAAGCCGGCGGCGAAUCUACCUCCGUUACGAUGGGGAAACCGUCAACGACGGUCUCGGUCCUCAAGAUUCGCUGGCGGCGGCGGCAGUGUUACCGUUUCGAUUAAGAAAGACGUGGAUUCCGUUAGAGCUAGUCCGAAGACUCCUCUCUCCUGGAGUGGCGGAUCUGGAAGCCGUGGUGGAUCUGGAUGUCGCGGCGGCUCUGCGUCUCCUUCCGCCGAUGGAUUCGAGGAUACUAGUCGUCAAGCUAGCUGCUCUACGUCUACAGGAUCUGGAUCUAAGGUCUUUCCCACAAACGAAAUCACUAGUUCUUUCUCCAGGAGUUUGAAGAAAAAGAGGUCAUCUUCUGAGCUUAAAAAUGAAGAGAACUUAAAGUUGAAAGAAAGACUAGACCUUGAAAAGGAGAUUGCAAGUCUCCGAGCAACAUUCAACGAACAAAACGUAAGGAAUCAAAGAUUGAAGAGGAUUAAGCUGGACUUGAGUUCAGGCCGUGUCAAGAACGAGACUCGGGUUGAUCUCAUUCAUAAACCACAACCCGUACCAAAAUCUUGCAGAGUAGAGGGUGACUCGGAAAAUCAGGGGAGUGUCUUCUUCCUCCCUGAUCUCAACAUGGUACCAUCAGAGGAGGAGAUAUUGUACGGUACCAGCUAGAAUCACUUAUUCUCAAAGCUUUGCAGUCUCAAGAAGGAUGGAGCUGGAGAUUUUUAACAAAGAAAAGUGAAUGUAAUACUUAGGAUAAAAAAAGAGGUUAAAACAAUCAUCUCCCGUAGCAUUCUCGUUUUCUGAUUCCUUCUAUUUUAGGGGGCUAAAACGUUCAUUACUUCUUGAUUUUUUUUUUAGAAGAAGGUGGAAAUUAGGUUUACUUUCUCUCUUUUGUACCCGAUUCGUUGUAGUUAAAAAAGCUUUAUUGGAAAUUGUUGUUAUGGGAGCAAAAAAGUAGGACAGCUAAAUAGACUUUACUGUUUCAAACUUUUCCUUCUUAAUUA
Camelina sativa (false flax) is the source of this 1253-nucleotide messenger RNA. RefSeq lists its product as uncharacterized. NCBI's taxonomy places the organism in Eukaryota, Viridiplantae, Streptophyta, Magnoliopsida, Brassicales, Brassicaceae. The record is from RefSeq and is a predicted model, not a curated record.